CCAACUGUACUGCACCUUAUUCGCCAUGGUCAAGCCGACCAUAAUCUCCAUGAAGAUUACGAUCUACCGGACACUUCUCUUACACCCGAGGGUGAACAACAAAGUCUUGCACUUGCCUACAAGAUACCAAAUAUAAGCUCGAUCACUUGUAUCUACGCAUCCCCGAUGCGUCGCACUCUCCAGACUGCACUUCUCACUUUCCGAGGAGUGCUUCACCUGCGUCCCGACCUCCGCAUUAUUGCACUACCAGAGCUGCAAGAGACUUCAGAUUUUGCUUGCGAUACCGGGUCAUCGCUUGCACAACUGCGCCUGGAGUUCAAGAGCGAGCCUGUAGACUUAUCACGUCUGUUUGAAGGCUGGAAUGAUAAGAAAGAAGGGCGUUUCAGGCCAACAACAGACCUGACGGAGCAACGUGCGGGUGAGGCGAGGAAAAUCAUCCGCGAUGAAGCAGAGGGAACUGUAGCUAUUGUCGCACAUGGAGGUGUCAAUCAUUAUUUCACAGAAGAUUGGGAAGGAAGUAGCAGUGGCUCUGGAACUGGCUGGAAGAAUUGUGAGUACCGGACGUACAAGUUU
Messenger RNA from Aaosphaeria arxii CBS 175.79, 573 nucleotides. RefSeq names its product phosphoglycerate mutase. Gene Ontology annotation, cellular component: cytoplasm. The annotation marks the transcript as partial. Lineage: Eukaryota; Fungi; Ascomycota; Dothideomycetes; Pleosporales. Gene Ontology annotation, molecular function: phosphatase activity. The record is from RefSeq and is a predicted model, not a curated record. The transcript is spliced from 2 exons.